Manduca sexta (tobacco hornworm) is the source of this 7907-nucleotide messenger RNA. RefSeq lists its product as uncharacterized. Gene Ontology annotation, molecular function: nucleic acid binding. The transcript is spliced from 33 exons. The record is from RefSeq and is a predicted model, not a curated record. Lineage: Eukaryota; Metazoa; Arthropoda; Insecta; Lepidoptera; Sphingidae. Bases 922 to 4470 code for a protein of 1182 amino acids.
UCAAAAAUACAUGUCAUUCACACAUCAUUUUAUUUUGUGAUAUCGUAAAAACGAGGUAAUUUUGUUGAAAAUACACGUACGUUGUUGCAUCGGGCAUGUGUCCAUUCUUUGUGCGGACCAUUGUGUUGUUAUACACCAAUCGGACAUUCAUUUAGUGGACCAAAUUUCAUUGUGUUCAGCACUGGUUGAAAAUUAAAGGAAAAAUUUCGUACGCUUUUUUCGCAGUUUCCCUUUGGUUUCCAACUAGAGUGUUGUGUGCUAGCGUAUCUCGUGUUUUGUUAUACACUAUGAACAUAAUGUGACUUACACAUAACAUAGGUAUUGGGUGAAAUAUAAGUCUAUUUUUGACUGCAUUUCAUGCUAUAAUUAACAUUAAGAAUCUGUUUUGAUGAAUUACACACGGACAUAUACUUGGAAAUUGCAUUGAUGGCGUCCGACAUCCAGAUACAGCGAGUCGACAUCCCUGAGCGCCCCCUAUCACCGUGUUCCGCCAUAUUCUUUUAAACAAAAAUCUUAAAGAAAAAUGCACUCCGUCAGCGACCGUCCACGAACGCAAAAAACGAAAAGGAACAUUUUGAAAAGUUUAAAAAUUAAAAAGAAAAACAUCGAGCUUAACACUCCCAUGUGUUCCAAAUAUAAAUUUUAAAAAAUCGAACGUUACCGGUUUUUCGGAACAGUUGCCGAUACUCCAAUCAGCGAUUGUUUUUUAAUUUCCGGUUUUAUAAAAAGAGGCUUUAAUAGAUUUUUCGGAAGUUAGGUUGUUUUGAAGAAAAAAAAAUAGUUGCCUUCUAAAGUAGAUUGUUGGUCCAAUCUGUUCUUUAAUAUUUAAUAGUUAGAAUAUUUUCCCCUUGUGAAUUAAAUUUAAGAAGUGUUUUAGAGGUGAUUUUUUUCCGUGUGGAUAAGUGAAGAGUAUUUUAAGCAAUGGAGAAGAUAGAUCUGGAGAAGGCUACCCCGGGACCCGAGGAGUCUAGCAUGUUGACCAGGAAUAGGAGCUUCAAAUCCAAACAACUGGUGCGCAGUCAAGCAAUAAGGGAGACGCACUCGCCCCCGCGCACCUCCUCACCCGCAUUCGUCGACAAAAACGUCAAAAACGAAUGCGUGAACGACAAACGCGAGGACGAACCAAUAGACGCGGCGUUGUGCGACAAAAACUAUAUCGAUACUGGUGAAAGGACGAUAGAUGGUAGCAAUAACUCUAGUCAGGGCGAACUGUGCGACGGCGGCUCGUGUGUUAUGAGUGAUAGUGAUAAGAAACAGCAGACGGUCGAGAUACAGAUAACGCCCGGCGCGACCGGGUGUUGGGACCUGGAGUCGCAGAUGGACCAGCGCAUGCGCACCAAGCGCUGGCUCUUCCACAAGAACAAUUCGGACUCGUCGCGCGACCUGUUGUCGAACAAUCCGCGCAUUAUCUGCGUCUGCGGCUACUGCGCCGCCUGCCCGCACUGCAGAGGCCGCAAACGGAGGAAACCAUGUCCGAUAAAGCAGGACUCGGGCAUCGCCUGUUCGGACGACUGUCCCGAUUGCCUGGACAACCAACAGUCAGCUCUGUAUGACGCUUUGGAGAAAUCGGGUAGCCUCGACGCUGAAGACCAGGCGUAUUAUUGCAAAUGCCCGGAGCGUAAGGAGAAACCUAAAAACGUGUCGCUGACCAGGAGUGACUCAGAUGACAAGUCGGAGCCGACCGGAAUGGACCUGGUCGACUUUAUCAAGGAGACGCUGAACAAGAACCCGCGCGAUCGGAUGACGUUGUUGAAGAUAGAGAAGGAGCUCACCAAUUUCGUCAUAGACAAUGGCAGAAGGUGUGUAGUCCGGUUUCCGGUGAUGACGUCAUACGGCAGGAUGUUGGUGCAUCGAUGCGCGUCGUUGUACCAACUGUCGCAUCAUCUGGACCAGACCAAUAAGACUUGCGUGUUGGUCUCAAAAAGUGGCACGAGCGGCGGCUGUCUCCCCUGCACGAACUUCCGUCAGUGGUGCACAGUCAACUUCCCGCCGAGCCCGCAGCGGCAACAACCGGACGUCACCAAUGCCAAGUCGAUCCUGAAGCGCGAGGCGUGCUCGCUGGAGGAGGGCGGCGCGGGCGCGCUGGGCGGCGCGCGCUCCAAGUCGCUGGAGCAGCGCGAGCGCGACUACGAGCGCGUGCGCCGCAGGAUAUUCAGCACCGAUAACUGCACGCAAGGCGAGCCACAGUGGCCAUGGUCAUCGGGACCUGUGAAACUGCUCACUCCAGAGACUGGCAGAAAUAAACUAUUAAAAGUGCAGUCGCUGGAGAGCUCCGCGCCGGCGCCGCAGUCGUGGCGCAGCCGCGGGCCCGUGUCCAAGAGCCACAGCUUCAGCGGCUCCGCGCCCGACCACCACCAGCCGCGCCUGCUCAGCAGGCAGGGCGACCUGGCGUCCAGCAGUUGGCGACUGUCACCCUCCAGCUCGGGCUACAAAACCUUAAGCCUGAGGAGUACAGACUCUGUCACUCCUUCGCCUACAGUGUGUUACGCAGGAGGCGCGAGUCCGGAGCCGGCGCCGGGCGUGGCCGAGGGCGUCGUGUGGGCCGUCACCGACCUCGCCGCCGUGCCGCCCGGCGCCAUCGUCAUACACCCGCAGACCGGACGUCCUCUGACUAACCCUGAUGGAAGCAUAUACCACUUCGAUCCCGCGAAUCCGCCUGUGCUGUAUGAUCCAAACGUAUACAAACAGGAUGAAUCAAAGGCCGAUAAUUCGGAGAAAAAGCGAGGGAGACUGGAGAAACAACACUCGUUCAUGGAUAACGAAUGCGAGUGUCAGCCGACUGAGGAGUGUCGCAGCACGUGUUGCUCCGAAUGUCGCCGCCACGACGGAUAUCAGCACAAAACCACUUCGGAUAAGGAAACCAACACUAAACCAAUGACACCAACAAAGAACCGAUACGAGACGGUACAGAACCACAGGGAUGACGGCGGCGAGCUGAAGCCCAAGUACGAGGAGGCGCCGCUCGCCGCGCACGCGCCGCACGCGCAGCACGCAGCGCACGCGCCCGAGCAGCUGUACGAGCCCGCGCCGCCCGCGCACGACCCGCGCCGGAACUACGACACUGCUAAAGAACCGACCAAUAACCAGCGGUCGAACAAUGACGUCAACAACAGGCAGGCGAAGCCGACCAAUCAGGCGAGCCCGGAGGUGCCCGUGUACGCGCAGCAAUAUCAACAAACUUAUGCUAUUGAAGAGAUAUCGACACCCCCGCACCCAAAUCCUUAUCUGCAGCAGGAGUUGAGCAACAUGCCCGGCGUCAUGGCGCAAGCCAAGGUCGCGCCGAUGCAUGUGCCGGACCCUAACAUGCGUCCGAUGUCGCUGACAAACAUGGUGUAUCCCACGCCGAUUCCACCGGGCUUCCCUUACGUUGGACACAGGAUGGACGCUCCGAUCCAGCAAGCGAUGUACCAGCAGGCCAUACAGCAGGAGGAACAGAAACAACUCGCCGCCUCGCCGCACGCCAACGAGAGCACCUUCAGGAUCGACCCGAGCUACCCAUACGCAGCGGUGGAUUACACCGCCGCGUACGGAUCGUGUGUCGACACGUCCGCCUUGCAACAUCAACAUAGAAGUUACAGUGUGCCGUAUAACCAAGUGGAAGUGCAACCAACGGUGUUACCACCCACGUAUCCGGUCGGCAACGUGUUGCUACCACAGCCGCACUUGCAACCAUAUCCGUACCAAGAUGCAGUGCAGUGGGCGGGUGUGUCAGGAGUGGGUGGCGUGGCCGGAGCCGCGGCGCCCAAGAUCAUGGUGCCCGAUCUGUACCCACUUUUGCAGUACCCGCAGCCGUUCCAGUACAACUUCAUGUAUCCACAGAUGGUACCCCAGCCGUAUCCGAUAUGUCCGCCAAUGUACCCCUCCGUGGAGAAACAACCAGACCUCGGCCGCCGCAACAGCAUCACGCGCAAACAGAACUCCAUACCGAACUCGUGCCGCAACACGCCGCUACACACGCCACCCGACGAGAGGAAAGUGCCUUACGACCACCGCCGCGACAACGACAUAUCCAACAAGAUACAACAGAUCAAAGAGCAGAUGGCACAACUUAAUACGAAAGACAAAGACAAAGAUAGGAAAAGGGAUGACUGGAAGCGUAGGAACAGCGGCAAUGGGAUAUUGGGCAGCUAUCCGAGCAAUAAUUACGGUGGCCGAGUCAUGGGCCGACCAACGAAUGACGAGUCUCAGCUGAGCAACGAGGCUCGUGUCAUUGUCAACUCUAUAAGGAACAUGCAGGCAAAGAAUACAUAUCAGGGCGACGUUCGGCGCGAGUUCCGGCGCGCACGACCGGAGCGCACCGACCGGCCCCCGCGCGCGCACCACGCGCCGCUCAUCCGCGCGCCCUGCCCCGCGCUGCUGCGACAGAUGUCUCCCGGGACAUGGUGCAGGCGCUCUCCCGGACCAGUGCAUCCAGUGUUGAACCACCCGCGGCGGCCACAUCCUGACGCGCGGAACGGCGCGCGUCGCUAAACGUGACAACCUACGUAAAUUAUUAUAUUUAUUUAUAAGUAUUUAUAUUGUUACGUUUUAAACAAACGCGUCACGUCUGCCGGGAGGCUCUAUCCAAAUUAUUCCACAUCAUACCAACAAAUAAUAAUUACAAUAUAUGUACCUUCAUCGUCACCAAUAAUGGCAUAAAAUAUUCCUCCAAAACAAAUCGAAGACCAAAUUCACUUCUGGUCAAUCAUCACAAUAAUAUGACACAACGAUUACUUCGUAUUGUAUGAUGUAAUCAUAGUUGUAUCUUCUCAUAGUAUUCCCUUCUGCCAAUGAUUCCAUUCGUUUUUUUACCAUAAAAGUAAAUUACUACCCGCGUUAUUUAUAGUCGUUUUUAAACAAUUUUCAUUUGUAAGUGUUGUUAUCCCCUUCCAAAGUACCGUUACAUCCAUAGAUGCAUACAUAGUAAUUAAAAAAUGUUUUACCUGAUAUAUGUACUAAACAUAAUAAAAAUUUUGAUAACAAGAACUAGUGCUACUACACACUGUUUGACGGCUCCAAAUUCUUUAAAGAAAACCCCUCUUAUUCCCCACCUUUUCUCCCUAAUUAUUAUAAGUCACCUCGCAGACGCGACGCGACCAAGCCGAGGGAACUGUCGCCUGCCGCGCUAAGAUCUCAACCGCUAACUCACACUAGUCAUUUGCAUGUAUUUUAUUCAAAGUUUAGAUUUUUAGUUUAUGUAUUGAGCGUUGAUUGUUUGACAGUAGGGUAUUUUGGAAAUCAUAUUAGUUAUCACUUUAUUAAUAACCGUGUCAAAUGUGGCUGUAUUGACUUCUCCCUAUUCGUGUUACAACUUUCGAUGCCUGUGGCGCCAUCUAUAUUUGAGAAAUAUGCAUCGACUCACGUGCAGCGACCCUAGGGGCCUUAUGUCAGUUAUUCAGCAACAUUUUACAAUACGCAAUAUUUAUCAUUUAAUUGUUUUGUUUUAAUCUUUUAUUAUUUGUUUUACAAUGUUUGCAAGAUACUGAAUUUCCAAAAUACCGUACAUGAAACUCGGCGCUUUUAAAGUAAUAUUUUGUUUAGGUUUUGCGUUAGACGCGUCGCGUGCCAGCGCGCGGUUCCCACGACUUCCGAUAACUUUGGUCACGAGGAGAUGUUAAAAACUUUGGCUCAUUUACAUCUGUGAUUGCUUCUCAACUAUUCCAUAGAAAAUAUUCCCAUCACAGUGAUUUCUUAGUAUAAAAAUAUUCAUUAUAAUAUUUUUUUAUGAAUUAUUACACAUUAUCUAUUUAUAAAAGCGAAGUUAUACGUUUAAUAUCAAAUAAUUAUUUAAUUGAUUUUAAAAAGCCUGAUCAUUUAUUCCAAUUUUAUUAAAUAUUUUUUAUACAAAUUAAAAUGUUAACCAAGUAUUACUGUUUCAAAUCACAAUUGUAAAUAUACCACAGUUGACAAUAAUCUCUAAUUGACCGAAUGUUAAAGAGUGAUACUUACUUAUCCAUAAGUUUAUAUAUUUAAGUUUUAUUUUAAUACGAACUUAGUUUACCGAUACGAAAGCCGUAAUCUCUCACAUGACGCAAUACUUGCGACGCCUCCGCAACAAAACUAUGAGAGACAACACAAAUGGAAAAUAAAAACAAAAAAAAUCAUAUAAAAAUAUAAUUAUAUAAAAAAUAUCGAUACGAACUCUAAUAUUAAUCUGUGUUAGACAAUUAAGAAUUACCUUCACUAGAAGCGCAUAGUAUUCGCGUUAUGUGAGGGACUAUGAUCAAGUAUUUCGACGUGUACAUUCCCAUAUUUCUAUUCGAAAAUGUACACAGCGGAAUCCUAUCGACACAAGUAUAUUUAUUUUUUAUUUCGAAACAAAACGAUACGCAAACGAAAUGAUUGAGACUUACAUGUGGUUUGUCGAGCUGGAAGUAGUCUUGUGAGCGAGCCAGUUCGCAACGCCUGUUGUAUACGAGAGAUAGUCUCCAACCAUAUUCAAACGUACAAUACUGAUGGUGAACCGAGCUUGGUUUUAACAACUUGCCAACUAACUACUAUCGAUUUACUUAAACCUUUACUCGACUUUGUAUGAAGUCUUGAUUUCCUUAACCAUAAGUGAUGCAAUCCCAAAAACCUAAAAUAAUAUGAAAAAGUUGAAAAUCCGGUGACAUACCAAUAAUCGAAUUAUGAACCUUUAAUAAUGAAACAUUUUCUCUAUUUGUCGAAAACUGAUUGACUGCCAUUAUAAAUAUAUUACUAUGGAAAAUACAUAAUCAGUCUAAAUAAUUUACAAAGGAGCUGUCGAUUUAUAAACUUUCAACUCGACAAGUCAAUUUCCAAGUAUAUGUGAAUUCGAGUUUAACUUCAUCUAAUGCCUUGGCGUUUUUCUCUACAUAGAUGUCGUAAUUAAUUCUAUUUUUCGUGAUUAGAUGUCUACUUUGACGGACGCGGUGGCGGAUCUGGGGGAUUUAGUGACGUACUCAAUAUCUUCUCUCGUGUUGCUAGUAAAAGAAAUAUGAUUGCGAACACACGAGGUGUCCUAAAGGCGGUCCACUUUAUUCCCUCUGUAAUAAAAAACUAAAACUAGUAUAAGGUGAGUGGAUCUUCUAUCUACAUUAAUAAAUCAAUCCUUUAUAUCGUUAACCACCCAAAAUCAACUGUUUACCUGAUCCCUACUUGACGUCAAGAGCCUUUACAGUGUAAAGUGGUGUAUAGACAUAUCUCGCACCCGAACUUCUCGUAUAUCUUAUUAAAACCUCUGUCUAGUUGCUCUUCAUAGCAUCAAGUAGUAAAUUGGUCAAUGUCAGAUUUUUGCAUCUAAACCUGCGCGUUUCCCCUCCGUAAAGUGUUAUAGAUAUAAAUCCACUCAAUUUAAAAUGAUAGCUGUUAAAUAUCCGAUAUUCCGUUUUGUCUAAUCGUACAUAUCAUUGACUCUUUUAGCUUGCUCCAAUUUGAUUUUUAAAGGUUAAUUUUACUUUCACAAUUUUAUUAGUAUGUAAGCAAAAUAUUACCGUGUAUAAUAAAUAUUGAGAAAAACGCCACCUCUCGGCAAAAAAAUAAACUGUCUGUGACUUUUUGAUACUGAUAGAUUUCAAUUUAAAACAAAAAAUUUCAUUAUUCCUGAGGUUCAUUACACCUUACAGAAAACAUACGACGAGCUCUCACUAAUUAUAAUUAAACAUAGUCAUGAACUUUUGCUUUUUAAAAGCUGACUAUUUGGUUACCCCAAAAUAGUUAAUUUAUUAUAAAUGGCUAAAUGUUGUUAAUAAAAACUAAAUGGUUUAUUUCGCGCAUUGACACUUUCCAGAUAGACUAACCUUCAAGAUAUAAAACUGAAGUCUAUCAGUGACAAACUAUGUGUGUCAGAUGUGACAAUUUUGUGAGUGUAAUGGCGAUCGGCCCUUAGACCGAUAUUUAUAUGUGAAAAGUUUAUUGUAACUGUAGAGUAUAUCACUGUUAAUAUUAAAGAUUUUAGCCUAUACAAA